Messenger RNA from Linum tenue, 2193 nucleotides. Lineage: Eukaryota; Viridiplantae; Streptophyta; Magnoliopsida; Malpighiales; Linaceae. The record is from the annotation of a GenBank genome assembly.
CCAAUCGGAUCAGAUUCCGAAUCCGGCGAAGUGAGCUAUUGUCGGAAAUUGUAAAUAAGUGUUUUUUUAAUCUUCAAUGGGUGGAUUGCCGAGGGAGAGAAUGGGGAAGAAAUUCGAGUCACUUGCGAGGUCAUGUGGUGUCGUCAUAAUUUCCCUUCUCUUUGGCGCCUCCAUCGUCCAUAACAUCUUCAAGCCUGAUCUUGUAUCCACUCCUCUCCCUUCCUAAUUGCUUUUAGAGUUUGCCUCAAGUGGAAAAGCAAUCGACUUUUCUCUCCAGGUGCACUUGAACUGAAAAACCUUUCUAUCUAUGAUUACUUGUUUGUUAGAUUCUGUCUUCAAUUUUCCCCUACUCUGCUGACUCGUCUCUGCCCGGUUUCUGGUUUAGUCUAAAGGACUAGGAGGAUGAUUUUGCUGAUGAAAGUAGUCAGCUUCCUUUUAGACGCACACCACUUUGGAGCUUUGAAGCCAAUGAAUGUGCGUUGUUUUUGCACGGGACGUUUGCUCCAGCAAGUUGCUGGCUCCUUUGACUAUGACAAACUUUUGCAACGUUGCAUCCUGCGAGGAGCUAGAAAGCAUGGCCUUUUGGCUCACUCUCAUAUGAUAACAAGUGGGUUUGUCUCAAAUCCUCAUUUAAACACCAAAUUAAUCAUCUUCUAUGCAAAGAUUGGUGAUGCCAGAGCUGGUCGGGAAGUGUUUGAUAGAAUGACUGUAAGGAAUGUUGUGUGCUGGACAGCUCAGAUUUCAGGUUAUGGGAAAAAUGAGUGUUAUGAAGAUGCUCUGCUGCUGUUUUCAGAAAUGCAUAGAGUGGGGGUCAAGGCCAAUCAGUUUACUUAUGCUAGCGUGUUAAGGGCGUCUUCUCGUUUGCAAUGUUUCAAGAGAGGGUUGCAAAUACAUAGUUGUGUACAGAAGAGUAGGUUUGUCAGCAAUUUGUUUGUGCAAAGUGCAUUGAUUGAUUUGCAUUCUAAGUGUGGAAGGAUGGAAGAUGCUUGUUAUUUGUUCGAGACAAUGCUUGACAGAGAUUUGGUUUCUUGGAAUGCAAUGAUUGGUGGAUAUGCUGUUCAGGGUCUUGGUGAUGAUUCUUUUCGACUGUUUCGUGCCAUGAUGGCAGAAGGUUUGCUACCUGAUUGCUUCACUUUGGGGAGUCUUUUUAAGGUUUCUGGAAGAACUAGUGAUUUCCUCAAAGUCAGUCAGGUACAUGGAUUCGUUGAGAAACUAGGUUUUGAAGGACACCUUGAUUUGAUUGGGUCAAUUAUCGAUGCCUAUGCAAGAUGUGGGGGUCUAGAGAGUGCUAAUUGCUUGUACAAGACUAUGGAAGUGAAAGAUUUAACAUCUUGUACUGCGUUGAUGAAUGGAUUCGCUCGAAACAACUAUAGAACAGAGGCUAUGAAUCUAUUCAAAGAGAUGUGUAGGAUGCAGCAUAUGAAAAUGGAUGACGUCAUGCUGUGCUCGGUGCUCAAUAUGUGUGCUAAUGCAGCAUCAUUAACAAUAGGUAGACAGCUUCAUGCCUUUGCUAUUAAAAAUAAACCCAGUUAUGAUGUGGCUGUAGGAAAUUCUCUCAUUGAUAUGUAUGCAAAGUCGGGAGAAAUUGAAGAUGCGGACCGUGCUUUUGGUGAGAUGAAGGAGAAAAAUGUCAUUUCAUGGACAUCGCUGAUUAGUGGGUAUGGAAAACAUGGAUAUGGAAGCAAGGCAAUUUCAUUGUGUAAGGAGAUGGAAGAUGAAGGUUUAGUGCCGAACGACAUUACUUUUUUGUCUGGUCUCUUUGCUUGCAGUCAUUCUGGAUUAAAUAAGGAAGCAUCAGAAUUCUUUAAUAGUAUGAUCAACAGACACAAUAUCCUACCGCGAGCUGAGCACUACUCUUGUAUGGUUGAUCUCUUUGCCCGUGUAGGGCAGUUGGAAGAAGCAUACAGUACAAUUUGUAGGAACAAUAUUACACCGAAUUCCUCAUUGUGGGGUGCCAUUCUCGGGGGAUGCUUAUCAUAUGGUAACGUCGUCCUUGCUGAGACUGCAGCAAUGCAUCUCAUCAAUCUGAAUCCUGACAUUUCAGUCAAUUAUACAGUUUUGGGGAAUAUAUAUGCUACAGCUGGCCUAUGGCACAAGAAUUGCAAGAUCAGAAACUUGAUGACCCAUAGAAAGUUGAAGAAGACUCCAGGCUACAGCAGUGUAGAUUCUCCAAGGAGCAUUUACCUUACAUAA